CGUGACCAGAACCGGACAGAGGCAACAUCUUGUGAUCGAGCCCUAUGCCAAAGUGCAGCUCUUCGCUUGGGAUUUCUCUUGCGCACUUCCAGGUUGCACUGAAAUGCCCCCUCCUCGUCUGCUCACUGUCGGUUGGCAAUAGCAGACAGAGAAGUGCCACCUUUGUAGCCCACCUUCCUGAUCCAGCUCUCCUGAGAAACUUGCAUUUACGACUUCUGUAGCCCCCGCCUUUGUCAUGACUUGUCGGUUCCAAAGCGUUCAGCCUGGGCAUUCCAACAGUUUUCGCUACCUCAUUCGGUCCCAUAUGGUACAGGAAGGAGCAGACGACACGAAGAAGACGCGAAAGUGACGAGAUAAAAACGCAAGAAAAUAGCCCCGCGUGAAAAAGGUGGCAGCUGGGAACCACAAACACACAAUCCACCAGCGAGCCCACACGCCAUUUUCUUGAGUCUCCCACAGUUCAUCCUCUUGUCAUCAAUCAAACAAAAAGAGCCUGCGGUUCCUCCUUUUUAUUCACUCGGUUUGCCACCGUGCCACCUUCCAGAGGGCACAAGCUAGUGCCAAUAAUUCCAGGGGUUUCUCCUCGCCACCAGACACACGUCUUUCGCCGAGCUACCCCCGGUUUUCACAGAACGAUCGCGAACACGAUCCCGAACACGAGUGGAAAAAAAGAGUAAUGCAUUUACGCAAACUUGGGGCGCCCCGCUAAAGCGAUCUGGACAGUCAUGUCUUUCGUCGAGGAUCGUGUGCGUCGCCUUGAUAGCCAGAUAGACCGCAUUUGCCUUGCACCGCAGGCGGUCCAUGAACGGGACCAGGACCUAGAGACAUUUGCGGAUGGUGAUCAAGAGGCGGGAGAGGGCGAGGGCAGCCAUGCCACCCCCUUCAAUGCCGCCGUGCUGUCGUCGCCUCGAGUCGCCGAGUCUCUGCGGAUCGUGAAAGCGCUCUCGUCGACCGCAACGUCGCAUAGUCUCCUGGACGCAGACAGAAUUCGGAGCCUCAUCCUCCAGUCCGGCCUGGUGCAUACAGAUGCCGGCCUGGACGAGUUCCAGGCCAAGAGCCCGCAAGAGACGGAGAUCGACUGGCUGCUGAUCAGCAAAGCCACGCUCCAGGUCUAUGGACUCAUGUUCAACACGCUUCUUGAUCAGAUCAUCCCUCUGAGCAACGACAUUUGGUAUUGGGACGAGGUGCUCAGUUCAUACACCUAUAGUAGCCUCUACACCGUCCAGACCUCGCCGGUGCGCCUCUGGGACUGGACGAAGGAUGUGGCCAGCGAGAGCAAAAUCCGGCUUCGCCGCAUGCAGCGCUCCCCGAUGGCCAUUUUCGAGGCCGGCGGUCCACAGACUUCGACGUCGGCCCGCUGGGCGCGCUUCUACGGCGUCGUGCGUGAGAGCAUCACCGAGCGGUCGCUGUCCAACGUGCAACGGAGCAUCCUAUCUCCGAUAUCGCUCUGUCGCGCCCAGGCCAAGCAGAAGCAGAGCCAGCUCAAACGGCUGCGGGAUAUGAUGGCCUGCGGUCUCGGUGUCCUGAUCGACGAGGCGCUGAGCUUUGGGGCCGAGGACGAAGCCAAGGGGGCUAUCAACUCGACCGAGAACACCAACCGUGAGUGGCGGGGCUUCGUCGAGCGCAGCGUGGUACUCAUGAACCUCGUCGUCAAGGAGGUGCUUGUCGCCGAGGCGGGCACAACCGAGCUCGAGAAUCGUGUGUUCCGGGGUAUCGAGAUGGACCCGGAGCUCUCGAUCCACGCCCAGGACGUGGCUGGGAUUCACAAGCCCUCGGUGCUCGCCCGGCGCCUCAUGGCCAUCCUGGACACCAGCCUGCCGGACCACGUGGCUGCCACCAGCCAGAUCGUGCAGCAGAACGGACGACCUUCCAGGGCCGUGAGAUAUUGGCUGCCGGCGACUAUGCUCCUGCUCUCGUCAUCAACCAUAUUGCGCAUUCUCGUCAGGAGGCAGCAUGAUAUCCUGCAGUGGGCAGCGGAUCUGGGCACAACAACAACAGACUUUUGGUUCAACUGGGUGGUGGAGCCUGUCCGCAAGAUCAUCGGCACCAUCCGGCACGACAACAGCAGCGAGAUCGCUAUAAUGAGCCGUGACAGCCUGCGGGCAGACCGGGAGAGCCUGGAGCGGAUGGUGGUGGAGUUCGCGCUCGAGCGGCCCGAGCUCGCGGUCGGGGAGGGCAGCUCGGCGCUGACGGAUGGGCAGGUCGCCGAGAUCAGGGCCAAGGUGCGCGAGGGCGACGUGACGACGGUGCUGCGGGCCUACGAAAAGGAGCUGAAGAAACCGCUUAUCGGGGCGGUGCGGGGCGACCUGGUCAGGUCUCUCCUGAUCCAGGUGCAGAAGACAAAGGUGGACCUCGAGACAGCCAUUAGCGGCAUCGACGCGCUCCUCAAGAGCCAGGAGCUGGUGUUUGGGUUCGUUGGCCUCACGCCCGGCGUGCUCGUGUCGGUGGCCGUGUUCCAGUACCUGCGCACGCUCAUGGGCGGGCGGCGCGGGCUGAGGCGGAGCGAGCGCGCGGUCAAGGCGAUGCGGGUCCUGCGCAAAAUGGACCGCAUCCUCGCCGAGGCGGCCAUGAACCCGUCCAACGACAACCUGCUCUCGUACAAGGAAUACGGCCUGAUGGUUUGCGAGGUUCACAUGCUCCGCAAGCUCGUCCGCGGCAUGAUGCCAGCCGACAUCGAGAAGGAGUUCCUCGAGGACCUCGACGACGUGGCAAACGUCAAGGGGGUUACGGCGCAGAUUCGGGCACUUGAUAGGAUCCGCUGGGCCUAUAGCAAAUGGCUUCGUUGAGUAGUGUUGGGAGCCUCAAGAGACUACGCGAGGACCUUGGCUGCAGAUUCCCCAGGCGUCUGGCCUUUUAUUUUGAGAUUUAGAAUCAUCAGUGAGAUGGGCAUUUAUUCUUGACAUAUCAGUGUAUAAUGUUGUACUGUGUAUGUUAGAGACUAGUAUAGCUUGGGUGACGGCGCCUUUCUUUGGUGCCACACUGGUGCCACAUUGUGAGUGCAAGGAAAGGAUCUGGUAGGUGGCGAUGCAGAACUUUGGCAAAUGACGGGUUGCUGACCAUGAUGGAAAACUCCAAUAUGUCAGUUAAAAAGGCAGAAGAACGCAACGAAGAAAAGGAAUGACGACGGCACGCGUGGCUGGAGCAUCUUACACAAGCACUGACGGUUGUGUGAUCAUGUAGCAUCCAAUACAAAGCAAGACGACCCCACAUGAUAUCAGCAUCUCAAUGUCGCCUGAGGCUGUACAUUGAAAUGAUGAGCCCCUGCAUUAGCAACCGAGUCUCUGCCGUCGAGGCUCCCUUGUCGCACGCGCCCUAGGGCCCUCGCAGACAGGCGGGUAAUGGCGGAUGGUAAUGGC
This is a messenger RNA of Gaeumannomyces tritici R3-111a-1, 3356 nucleotides long. RefSeq lists its product as hypothetical. The transcript is spliced from 3 exons. Bases 726 to 2786 code for a protein of 686 amino acids. NCBI's taxonomy places the organism in Eukaryota, Fungi, Ascomycota, Sordariomycetes, Magnaporthales, Magnaporthaceae. The record is from RefSeq and is a predicted model, not a curated record. Gene Ontology annotation, cellular component: mitochondrial outer membrane.